AUUCGUUUUCGCUGCUUCCCUCCAAUUUCUGUCAUUUUCUUCCCAUCUCUUUUACUUUCUAUUCUGGUGAACAGGCUCUAGUGGAGGAGGUGUAGCGGUAGAGUACGGCAAGAGCUAUGGAUAGACCUCCAAUCUUUCUCGGCGACCUGCUUCUGAUGCUUCUGAUGCUUUGCUCCUUAACUAUCGCUUCUGCUUCCUCAAGCCUUCAAGGUUUCAGUCACAUUGAGGAACAACUCCGGCGAAAUCUGCUCGCUAACGGCCUCGGUGUCACUCCUCCCAUGGGGUGGAACAGUUGGAAUCAUUUCGCUUGUCAAAUUGACGAAAAGGUCAUUCGAGAAACUGCGGAUGCUCUUGUUGCGACUGGCUUGUCCAAGCUUGGAUACACCUAUGUCAACAUAGAUGAUUGUUGGGCUGAAUCGUCUCGAGAUGGCAAGGGAAAUCUAGUGGCAAAGAAGUCAACUUUUCCUUCUGGCAUUAAAGCUCUUGCGGAUUACGUUCACAGCAAAGGUCUUAAGCUUGGGAUCUAUUCGGAUGCUGGGUAUUUCACUUGUAGCAAAAAGAUGCCUGGCUCACUCCAUCACGAGGAGCAAGAUGCAAAAACAUUUGCAUCAUGGGGUAUUGAUUACUUGAAGUAUGAUAACUGUAACAAUGGUGGAACCAGGCCAACAGUUAGAUACCCUAUUAUGACUCGAGCUUUAUUAAAGGCUGGCCGUCCAAUCUUCUUCUCUCUGUGUGAAUGGGGAGAUCUGCACCCUGCUUUGUGGGGUGCUAAAGUGGGAAAUAGCUGGAGAACAACAAAUGACAUAAAUGAUUCAUGGGAUAGUAUGAUAUCCAGGGCAGACAUGAAUGAAGUUUAUGCUGAUCUAGCAAGACCUGGUGGCUGGAAUGACCCUGACAUGCUUGAGGUGGGAAAUGGAGGGAUGACCACGAAUGAAUAUAUCGUUCACUUCAGUCUAUGGGCCCUUUCCAAGGCUCCACUUCUUCUGGGUUGUGAUGUUCGGAAUAUGACUAAAGAGACUCAAAUGAUAAUCUCGAACCAGGAGGUUAUCGCAGUUAACCAAGAUUCACUCGGUGUGCAAGGUAAAAAAGUUAGGAUGGAAGGUGAUAUUGAGAUAUGGGCAGGUCCUCUCUCUAAAAACAGAGUAGUAGUUGUGCUGCUCAAUCGCGGCCCCGUGCGUUACUCCAUCACUGCCCUGUGGGACGACAUCGGCAUUCCUCCAAAAAGUGUUGUGGAAGCAAGAGAUCUUUGGGAGUAAUUGAAUUAUUUAGGCUGUGGCGGCUGGGUGCUCUCCGGUGACAGCAGUGAUGGAUCCAGAAUGAUAAACAGAAUGGGCUAAAUUUCAAAUAAGAUGAAACUUGGCGGGCCCAAAAAACAAUUUUUAUCAAUUUUUAUAAAACAUUCUCAUAAUUUUCGCAGGGAUGUAAUUUUUUUUUUUUUGGCCGACUAUAGAUUUGUCUCUAGGUGGCAGGGGCGGUCUAGAGCUCUAGUGAGCGGAAGUGAAUGAAUUAUAUUUUUCUGAAAAAAGAAGACAAGAUAAAGGUGUUUUUUGUAAUUGUAUAAAUAAACUUAUUUAAAUUUAAUGGCCUAGAUGUAAUAGGCUCUUAAUUAAACGUUAUUUUGUAUCAUUAUUGUACUGUUUGACAUGAAGGAAGUUGUGAAUG
Molecule: messenger RNA, 1662 nt
Organism: Prosopis cineraria
Lineage: Eukaryota; Viridiplantae; Streptophyta; Magnoliopsida; Fabales; Fabaceae
Product: alpha-galactosidase 1-like
Exons: 15
Coding region: 117-1256 (379 amino acids)
Biological process (GO): carbohydrate metabolic process
Molecular function (GO): hydrolase activity, hydrolyzing O-glycosyl compounds
Source: RefSeq, a predicted model, not a curated record